This is a messenger RNA of Elephantulus edwardii (Cape elephant shrew), 1962 nucleotides long. RefSeq names its product gamma-aminobutyric acid (GABA) A receptor, beta 1 (gene GABRB1). Bases 78 to 1502 code for a protein of 474 amino acids. Gene Ontology annotation, molecular function: extracellular ligand-gated monoatomic ion channel activity; GABA-A receptor activity; neurotransmitter receptor activity. Gene Ontology annotation, biological process: signal transduction; regulation of membrane potential; chemical synaptic transmission. Gene Ontology annotation, cellular component: synapse; neuron projection; GABA-A receptor complex. The transcript is spliced from 9 exons. NCBI's taxonomy places the organism in Eukaryota, Metazoa, Chordata, Mammalia, Macroscelidea, Macroscelididae. The record is from RefSeq and is a predicted model, not a curated record.
AAUUACGGCCCUGGCGCCGACUAAGUUGCAUUCCUUGAAUCUUCGCAGAAAAGACAAUUCUUUAAUCAGAGUUAGUAAUGUGGACAGUACAAAAUCGAGAGAGUCUGGGGCUUCUCUCUUUCCCUGUGAUGAUUGCCAUGGUCUGUUGUGCACACAGUGCCAAUGAGCCCAGCAACAUGUCAUACGUGAAAGAGACAGUGGACAGACUGCUCAAAGGAUAUGACAUUCGCUUGCGGCCGGACUUUGGAGGGCCCCCGGUGGACGUCGGGAUGCGGAUCGAUGUUGCGAGCAUAGACAUGGUCUCCGAAGUGAACAUGGAUUAUACACUCACCAUGUAUUUCCAGCAAUCUUGGAAAGACAAGAGACUUUCUUACUCUGGAAUCCCACUAAACCUUACUCUAGACAACAGAGUAGCUGAUCAACUCUGGGUACCAGACACCUACUUUCUGAAUGACAAGAAAUCAUUUGUGCAUGGGGUUACGGUGAAAAAUCGCAUGAUCCGCCUGCAUCCUGAUGGAACAGUUCUCUAUGGGCUCCGGAUCACCACCACAGCUGCGUGCAUGAUGGAUCUCCGCAGAUACCCUCUGGAUGAGCAGAACUGCACCCUGGAGAUUGAGAGUUAUGGUUAUACCACCGAUGACAUUGAGUUUUACUGGAAUGGAGGAGAAGGAGCAGUAACAGGAGUCAAUAAAAUUGAACUUCCACAGUUUUCAAUUGUUGACUACAAGAUGGUGUCCAAGAAAGUGGAGUUCACGACAGGGGCAUAUCCACGUCUGUCACUAAGUUUUCGUCUAAAGAGGAACAUUGGUUACUUCAUUUUGCAAACUUACAUGCCUUCCACACUGAUAACAAUCUUGUCUUGGGUGUCUUUUUGGAUCAACUAUGAUGCAUCAGCAGCUAGAGUCGCACUAGGAAUCACCACAGUGCUGACAAUGACAACCAUCAGCACUCAUCUCAGGGAGACCUUGCCAAAGAUCCCUUAUGUCAAAGCAAUUGAUAUUUAUCUAAUGGGCUGCUUUGUAUUUGUGUUCUUGGCUCUGCUGGAAUAUGCCUUUGUAAAUUACAUCUUCUUCGGGAAAGGCCCCCAGAAAAAGGGAGCUAGCAAACAAGACCAGAGUGCAAAUGAGAAGAACAAACUUGAGAUGAAUAAAGUCCAGGUCGACGCCCACGGCAAUAUUCUCCUGAGCACGUUGGAAAUCAGGAACGAGACGACCGGCUCGGAAGUGCUCACGAGUAUGAGCGACCCGAAGGCCACCAUGUACUCGUACGACAGCGCCAGCAUCCAGUACCGCAAGCCCCUGGGCAGCCGCGAAGCCUACGGGCGCGCCCUGGACCGGCACGGAGUGCACAGCAAGGGCCGCAUCCGCAGGCGCGCCUCGCAGCUCAAAGUCAAAAUCCCAGACUUGACUGACGUCAACUCCAUAGACAAGUGGUCCAGGAUGUUUUUCCCCAUCACCUUUUCUCUUUUCAACGUCGUUUAUUGGCUUUACUAUGUACACUAAGGUCUGUCCUCAUGGCUUGAUUUAGACUACUUUCUUCUUCUCUUGUUUGUUUUGUUUUGUUUUUUCAAAAACCCCACAGGUCCCCAGCAGCGACCCUGCUGAGUUUUUUGAGGUAGGAGAUUCAGCCAUCCAAUUGGGUUUAGGUGUUGCAUAACAAUCUUAUCACUGCACCAUGUUUACUUCAAAAAAGAAAAAAGAAAAAAAAAAACCAACCUUUUUUUUUUUCUUCCAGUCUACUGUGGUCCAGGUUAUCAGCUCUUUAAGAGCUCUAUUAAUUGCCAUGUUUACAAAAAUUAAACUAACAAACACAAAGAGAGGAGUUAGACAGGUAGAUCUUUAGCCGUCUUUUCCUAGUCUCCUUGGAGUUUAUUGAUUUCCUUUUUACAGGAAUCUGAAAAGAGGACCUACCCUCUGCCCGCACUGCUUCCUGGGAAACUGUAACAAUCUCAUGCUGCCAAAA